Didymodactylos carnosus is the source of this 2164-nucleotide messenger RNA. NCBI's taxonomy places the organism in Eukaryota, Metazoa, Rotifera, Eurotatoria, Philodinida, Philodinidae. The record is from the annotation of a GenBank genome assembly.
UCAAGAAUAUUAUAAUUUAGCGUUAACACUAAAACAAAUAAUGUGGUAUACAUUAUCUGUAACCACAUAUCCUUAUCCGAAACUAAAUUCUGUUGCAAAACUAGCUUUUGCACAGCUUCCAUCAGAGUUUGAUUCGAAUAAUCUGACUACAUGGGAACAAUUCAUCCAAGCUUAUGGGACACAUGUUGUUGUUAGUGCUGAUAUGGGCGGCCUUGUUUGGGCUGAGACUUGGUAUGAAAAAUGUUUGUCAUACGAAGAAUCAGAAACAUGGAUUAAUAAACAAGUGGAAAACAGUUGGAUUCUUUUUAGCACAGGAUACAAAGGUGACGACCAUAAAUCCCAAAUUGAUCAAAGGUUUAAACAAUAUUCUAUUUUUGAGUCGCUAUUACUCGGUGGUACAGAAUCAGUCGAACCAUCAAAGUGGUCAGAGUGGAUACCAACUGUUAGAAGUAAUCCUCGCCCGACAUUCUAUCGUCUAAUGCCACUGUAUACGUUGCUACCAAGCGGCAAACAGCGAAAAGCAUUACAAGCUGCCAUAACGUACUUUCGUCAAACAGCCGAUACUACUGUAAAAGAAUAUAUCUCAGAAUUAGAAUCCGUCGCUUCGCCGCCAGUCAAAUGCGGGCGUACUCCACUUGAAUCCACUGCGCGUCACAUUAGCAAAAGAGAUGUAAAUUCAACUAACAAUACAGAUAUACCAGUUGACUCGUCGAAUUUUACUCUUCCUGAAACGAAAUCAACUAACUUUACUACAGCUAAGGCACGAGAAGUGCUGUGUCCCAUCGUUGGUUAUAAAGGUUCAUUUUGUCCAGGUGAUAACAAUAGUACAAACAGCAGUGGUGCUGCAAAGCAACGUCGAAAAAGAGCGUCUUCCAUUAACUUGCCACAUCUACCACAUGGUGUUGGUAUAACAAUUGAUAUUACUACUGGUGAGCUAUUAUUACCCGCAUUGGAAUGGACAUUUCCAUCAUCUCCUGGAAGCCACCAAAUAUGGACGGAUUCAUACUCGAACCAAUCCUAUGUUAUACCGAACGAUGUCACUGUUACAGAUGCAUUAGCCGACGAAAACAUACCGACCGUUCAUAUUUUUAAAACACAAAGAGAACUGGCUAAUGAAUGGACACAAGGUUAUGGUAAGAGCAGCUGGUUAGGUGGACAAUUUGGAUUAGUUAAAAGUAUUCUUAAUUUGUACAAACAGUUUUUCACUGAUAAUCAGGCAACAGCUAUCAGUCAAAAUCCGUUAGCCUUGUACAAAUUAUCAGUUGAAAAUUUAAGACUGAAUCCAUAUGCAAAAGAAGCUGUAUCAGCUCUUCCGUUGGUUUACGAUGACGUAGCGUAUAACGAUUUUAUAAACAGUUGGGGAACACAUAUUGCCGUGGAAACCCUCAUCGGGGGGAUGACAGAACAGCAGAUUCUAUUCAAAAACUGCCUCUUUUCCUUUUAUGGUGCACUAACCAAUACAAAUCUGGAAGCCUAUUUAAAACAGGAUUUAUUAUCACAAACAUCCUAUACCGACUAUUAUGUGCAGCGACGGAAAAUUGAACUAAAUCAUCGUUUAGGAGGUGAUAUCGAACAAACAAACUUAACUGAAUGGCAAAGAACAAUUAGUCUGAAUCCUGCUCUCUUGAAAAUUACUGGAUAUCGACCGUGGUCCGAUUUAAUUACAGAUGAAACUAAGAAGUCAAAUCUUGAGAGAGCUAUAACAGCUCGAACGGAUAAAGCAAAUUUAAUCCGGAGCAAAGAAGAAAGUGAAAUUAAUGAACAACGAGUUAAUGGUAGUUAUCAGUCCGUUUCAGCUUAUGUAGGUAUUCUCAUAAAUGGUAUUUGCAACGUGACUGGACCAAUUACAUUAGGCAAUGUUAGUCAGUGUGGCACGGGUAAUGGUUGCAGUACUCCAGUACUAAUCAAAUCUCAAACAGCAGAUUUUCUAGCUGAUCAUCCUUUACGUUACGUGAGGGAUUCAGCCACAGGAUUUUUUCGGGCUAAACUCAAUGUUGGCACAAAUUCUGUUUAUCAAGGUAUUAGAAUCGAUGUGGGAUGUUCCUUCUUCUCAACUCCAACUGAACAGUCGAGUGCCGUUUAUCUAUGUUCUGGGUGUAUUCUGACAGCCAGCUUUUCAAAUCGAUGUACAUGUGUUUGUCCAACAUACCAAAAUCAAGCAUAA